This is a messenger RNA of Adineta steineri, 630 nucleotides long. NCBI's taxonomy places the organism in Eukaryota, Metazoa, Rotifera, Eurotatoria, Adinetida, Adinetidae. The record is from the annotation of a GenBank genome assembly.
AUGGCUUCAAAAAGAAUUUCUUUAUGGUUUAUAUUUAUGAUUAUUACACAAUCGGUUGGAGACGAUAUGCGAUCAGUUCGAAUGUCUUUAAUGCGUGGUUUGAAAUUUAAUUGUACUAGUACACCUUGUUUACCAUUCGCUAAUAUCAUUACGUCGACUAGUAUCAAGUGUCAAGCUGCCUGUUUAGCUCAAAUUUAUUGCAGAGCAGCUAGUUUUCAACAAUCAACUUCUAAUUGUGAAUUGUUUACUGAUAUGUCAAAUGAAAUUACAAAUAUGGCGACUGAUACCGACUUUACAACUAUGAUUGUUAUUGCUGGAACACGAUCACCACCUGAACCGACUACAACAUCAACGUCAACAACAACAUCAUCAACAACAUCAUCAACAACAUCAACAACAACAUCAACAACAACGUCAACAACAACAUCAACUACAACAUCAACAACAACGUCAUCCACAACGUCAACAACAACAACAACGUCAUCCACAACGUCAACAACAACAACAACGUCAUCCACAACGUCAACAACAACAACAACAACAUCAACUACAACAUCAGCCACAACAGUAACAACAACAACAGCAGCAAUACUGAGUCAGUACUAUGUUAAAUCAUUUGUAGUGACUUAA